CCCCCCCCCCGCCCCACAACCCCUUCCCGCCUUCUCAGGACCCCCACGGCAAGAUGUGGACCCGCCUGCCCGUCCUCGCCCUCCUGGUCACCGCCUGGGUCCACGCAGAGGAAGAGCCGAAGAGCAAAUCGAAAAUCUGUGCCAACGUUUUCUGCGGGGCAGGCCGCGAAUGCGCCGUCACUGAGAAGGGGCAGCCCUCCUGCCUCUGCAUGGAGCAAUGCAAACCUCACAAGAGGCCCGUGUGCGGCAGCAACGGAAAGACUUACCUCAACCACUGCGAGCUGCACCGUGACGCCUGCCUCACCGGCUCCAAGAUCCAGGUGGACUACGAUGGACAGUGCAAAGAAAAGAAGCCGACGACUCCGUCUUCAAGUCCAGUGGUCUGCUACCAGUCUGACCGCGAUGAGCUCCGGAGACGCAUCAUCCAGUGGCUGGAAGCUGAGAUCGUCCCCGACGGCUGGUUUUCCAAGGGCAGCAACUACAGUCAAGUCUUAGACCGCUACUUCAAGAACUUCGACAACGGAGACUCCAGCUUGGACUCCAGUGAGUUCCUGAAGUUCGUGGAGCAGAACGAGACCGCCCUCAACAUCACCACUUACGUGGAUCAAGAGACCAACAAGCUGCUCAGGGGCCUCUGCGUCGACGCCCUCAUCGAGCUGUCGGACGACAACGCCGACUGGAAGCUCAGCUUCGCCGAGUUCCUCAAGUGCCUCAACCCUUCCUUCAACCCACCUGAGAAAAAGUGCGCCCUGGAAGACGAAACGUACGACGACGGGGCUGAGACCCAGGUGGAGUGCAAUCGCUGCGUCUGCGCCUGCGGCAACUGGGUGUGCACCGCCAUGGCCUGUGACGGGAAAAAACGAAAAGGGGGGCAGCAGCAGCCGGCGGACGUGGAGCUGACCGAGGAAGAGCUGGCCAGAUACGUCCAGGAGCUUCAGAAGCACCAGGAGACGGCUGAAAAGACCAAGAGAGGAAGCAGCAAAGACAUGUAGCCGAGCCCGCCAGCUUCCGAAGAGGGGGUGAGGUGGCUUGGCCCUGCCCCUUUCCCUUCCGACGUCAGUAUUCCGGACCGUCUGCUUCAGCCGUCCAGCCACCGAUAUUUACAGUGUAUAGCGAUGAGUUUUGUUUUGUUCUACUUGUUUUGUAAUAGAGAAAAAGCCAGGCCCCCCCAGGCCGGACGUGGCGGAGGGGCCCUCGAGCUAGGAAGUGCAAUAGGAAGAGCGGGAAGCUGGGGCGCGGCGGGUUGUCUUCUGCUCCCGCAACUCCCGGAGUCGUCCACACCCGACGGGCCGGAUCGAGGCUGGGGGUGGGCGGGGUGGCGAGUCCUGGACCCGCUAACUAGCCAACGCCACGUGACCCCUGCGGCCCCCUUCCUGCCCCCCAAACCGCCGGUCCGGUCCCGCUCGGGACCAGGCCACAUUCCCUGUCCCCUUCCGUCCCCGCCACGGCCCCCACUCUCGCUCACCGCGCCCCCCCCCGCCUUCUCCGCUCUCCAUUUUUGACUUUUCACAAAGGUGCUACGAUCGCUGAAGACCCCGCGAGGAGUGGACUCCCCUGUUCAGACCGUCGGUGGUGUUAUUUUUGUUAUUUUGUUUCCUCAGAGACGAAGGUUUGGUACUUCCCAGCGGUCCCUAGGUUUGGGGGAGGGCGUGGGCGGAUGAGGGUUAUUUAAGGCAUCGUGGUCAUCGCUGUAGGUCCGAAAAUGGCUCUGGCCUAGGACGAAGACCCCUCCACCCUCCCAGAUCAGCUGCCCCCGAUUUCUCCCAGCUUCCCGGAGGUGAAGGCGGAGGGAGUCGGCCUUAAGCGCUUAGUACAGUGCUCUGCACACAGUAAGCGCUCAAUAAAUACGAUCGAAUGAAUGGAGGGAUACGUGGGGCGGGGAAGACGGCGAGGGCAGCCAGCUGGAAACCAGUAACGAGGGGGGCUUUAACCAAUCACCUUCUACCCCCCUGACACCAUUCCCAACGCUGCCCGGAUUGGCCUUUCCGAAGGUCCCGCUCUCCCCGCUCCCAAUCCGGGAAGACUUUCAGAGCCAAAGGACUCAGGAAACUGGGAAACCAGGGGACCCACUGACAUCCACCGGGUCCCCGGCUGCUGUUGCUGUCACCCCUCCCCGAGUGGACCCUAGAUAGCCCGGCCACCUCUUCUCUUUCACCCUCACGGACAGGAAGCAACGUUCCACGUCCCGUCCCGCCAAUCCUUGCUGCGGCGGGGAUCUCCAACCCGAGGCCGUGGGGUGGUCCUACCUCAAGGCCCAGAGUUGGGGGGCUAUAAUCCAGGGGCGUCUGGUGCCAGGAUCCCAGGGAACCGGGCAGAGAGAGCGUGACAUCUCUGAGCGACCGAUGUCAUCUUGCAACCAAUCCCCGGAGUCCGGCGGGAGGGCGGGGAGGUCGAGAGUGGGAUCACACUUCCAUUCCCCUCGACCUCGCUGGGAAGUGAAACCAGGCUCUUCUGCCCCAUCACUGCCCGGAAGGGGAAGUCAGGGCCCCCAAAGGACUUUGCGGGGCCAAGGCAGGAGGACUCUCUUUGGAGGUUGCCCCCCAGCUCCUCUUCCUAUGGGUUUGGGCAACUUCAACCCCAGAGGACUCGGCUUGUCCGAGAACACCCCUCCUCUCUCCCUCCUCCUCCCCCCAGCCCCAGGGUCUCCGUGACCAAGUGCCUUAGAGAACCCGGGACAGCCUAUGCCUUAACCCAGUUCCCAGUUCUCACUCGCGGGAAAGGGGUUCCGCUUCCCAAAACCGAGGCCCCGCGGAGUUGGGGAGCAGGGGUCCGGCGGUGAGGUGGCAGAGCCGCGUCCCACACGGCAGCCGAGGAGACUUCAGGCCGCACCGUGGGUGGCCCAUCUGAAGGGCCACCCACCGAUCCAUCCGCAGCAUUUACGGAGCGCCUGCUGUGUGCUGAGCGCUUGGGAGAGGGACACGGUGCCUGUCCUCCAGGAGCUUCCAGUCUACUGUGCACGGAGCCCUGGACACCAUGCUCGGGAGGGUACAAUAGAGGUAGCAUGCACGGAUCCCCGCUCUCGAGGAGCUCACCGUCUAGCGGGGAAGACAGACCCAAAAUAAACCGCAGACAGGGCACAGACCCCCGGGGGUCUGCUGUUGGACCACCAAGCUCGGAGAAACCACAUAAGAACCACUUUCCCCGGAGGGGUGGCGUCUCAGCGAGGGGGUCCGUGAAAUGUAACCGUCACUCGGGGGGGACGGCGGGGAGCUUCCUUACUGCAUUUAUCCUACUAUUUGUUUUUUAUAAUGCCUGAUAAGUUUGUUUUUCUUUUUUGGAUAUAACAGCCAAAUAAAAAAGGUAAACCAGG
Tachyglossus aculeatus (Australian echidna) is the source of this 3310-nucleotide messenger RNA. RefSeq names its product follistatin like 1 (gene FSTL1). Gene Ontology annotation, biological process: multicellular organism development; regulation of BMP signaling pathway; cell differentiation. The record is from RefSeq and is a predicted model, not a curated record. The transcript has 11 exons. Gene Ontology annotation, molecular function: protein binding. Bases 54 to 992 code for a protein of 312 amino acids. NCBI's taxonomy places the organism in Eukaryota, Metazoa, Chordata, Mammalia, Monotremata, Tachyglossidae.